CUCUCCAUCCCACUCAAGGACACAUGAAGGGGGACAAGCGUGAGGAGCAGGGGCUGGGGCCUGAAACUGUGGCCCCUGACCAGCGCACAGAGGAGGAGGAGGCCCUGAUCGAGUUCCACCGCUCCUACCGAGAGCUCUUCCAGUUCUUCUGCAAUAACACCACCAUCCAUGGUGCCAUCCGGCUGGUGUGCUCCCAGCACAACCGCAUGAAGACGGCCUUCUGGGCUGUGCUCUGGCUCUGCACCUUCGGCAUGAUGUACUGGCAGUUCGGCCUGCUGUUCGGAGAGUACUUCAGCUACCCUGUCAACCUCAACAUCAAUCUCAACUCAGACAAGCUCGUCUUCCCAGCUGUAACUGUCUGCACCCUCAAUCCCUACAGAUAUCCCGAAAUUAAAGAAAAGUUGGAGGAGCUGGACCGCAUCACAGAGCAGACACUCUUCGACCUGUAUAAAUACAACUGCUCUGACAUCCUCAGGGCCCAUCCUCGCAGCCGCCGCGACCUCCUGGGGACCCUGCCGCAUCCCCUGCAGCGCGUGCAGGUGCCGUCCCCACCCUACAAGUCCCGCAAUGCCCGCAGCGCAUCCUCCAGCGUGCAGGACAACAACCCCCAGGUGGACAGGAGGGACUGGAAGAUUGGCUUCCAAUUGUGCAACAAGAACAAAUCGGACUGCUUCUACCAGACAUACUCCUCAGGGGUGGACGCAGUGAGGGAGUGGUACCGGUUCCACUACAUCAACAUUCUGUCGCGUCUGCCUAACGGCUCACCAUCCCUGGAGGAGGACACACCAGACAACUUCAUCUUUGCCUGCCGCUUCAACCAGAACUCCUGCAGCCAGGCGAAUUAUUCUCGCUUCUACCACCUCAUGUAUGGGAACUGCUACACUUUCAAUCACAAGAACAAUUCCAACCUCUGGAUGUCUUCUCUGCCUGGGAUCAACAAUGGCCUGUCCCUGGUGCUGCGCACAGAGCAGAAUGACUUCAUCCCGCUGCUGUCCACGGUGACGGGGGCCAGGGUCAUGGUGCACGGGCAGAAUGAGCCUGCCUUCAUGGAUGAUGGUGGCUUUAAUUUGAGGCCUGGUGUGGAGACCUCCAUCAGCAUGAAGAAGGAAACUCUGGACAGACUUGGGGGCAACUAUGGCGACUGCACUGAGAAUGGCAGCGAUAUCCCCGUCAAGAACCUUUACUUUUCCAAGUACACUCAGCAGGUGUGUAUUCACUCCUGCUUCCAGGAGAACAUGAUCAAGGAAUGUGGCUGUGCCUAUAUCUCCUAUCCAAAGCCCCAGGAUGUGGAGUUUUGUGACUACUGGAAGCAUAACUCCUGGGGCUACUGCUACUAUAAGCUGCAGGUUGCCUUUUCCAUGGAUAGCCUGGGCUGUUUCACCAAAUGCCGGAAGCCAUGCAGUGUGACCAGCUACCAACUCUCUGCUGGUUACUCACGGUGGCCCUCAGUGACAUCCCAGGACUGGGUCUACCAGAUGCUAUCCAGACAGAACAAUUACACCAUCAACAACAAAAGAAAUGGAGUUGCCAAACUUAACAUCUUCUUCAAGGAGCUGAACUACAAAACCAAUUCUGAGUCUCCGUCUGUCACGAUGGUCACUCUCCUGUCUACCUUAGGCAGCCAGUGGAGCCUGUGGUUUGGCUCUUCUGUGCUGUCUGUGGUGGAGAUGGCUGAGCUCAUCUUUGACCUCCUGGUCAUCACAUUCCUUAUGCUGCUCCGGAGGUUCCGAAGCCGAUACUGGUCUCCAGGAAGAGGAAGUAGGGGUGCCCAGGAGGUGGCGUCCACUCCAGCGUCCUCUCUUCCCUCCCGCUUCUGUCCCCACCCUACAUCCCCCUCCCCGUCUCAGCCUGGCCCUACUGCCUCCCCAGCCUUGACAGCCCCUCCACCUGCCUAUGCCACUCUAGGCCCCCGCCCAUCUCCCUUAGGCUCAGCAGAGCCCAACUCCUUUGCCUGUAUGUCAGAGGAGCCCUGA
Molecule: messenger RNA, 1973 nt
Organism: Orycteropus afer afer
Lineage: Eukaryota; Metazoa; Chordata; Mammalia; Tubulidentata; Orycteropodidae
Gene: SCNN1A
Product: sodium channel epithelial 1 subunit alpha
Biological process (GO): sodium ion transmembrane transport
Cellular component (GO): membrane
Molecular function (GO): ligand-gated sodium channel activity
Source: RefSeq, a predicted model, not a curated record